Nilaparvata lugens (brown planthopper) is the source of this 1734-nucleotide messenger RNA. Its product is annotated as alpha-tocopherol transfer protein-like. The coding region runs from base 296 to 1279 and encodes 327 amino acids. The record is from RefSeq and is a predicted model, not a curated record. The transcript is spliced from 8 exons. Gene Ontology annotation, molecular function: phosphatidylinositol bisphosphate binding. Lineage: Eukaryota; Metazoa; Arthropoda; Insecta; Hemiptera; Delphacidae. Gene Ontology annotation, cellular component: membrane.
UCGCUGCUAUUUCUCUCUUAUCAAACAGAACACAUUUCUUUCAUUUUUGGCUUGUACACUCAUUGAUGAUAGAAAACUACAUCAGUAUACGGCAGUCAUACUUCCAUUGUGUUGAACUAAAUGCUUUGUUUGUGCUAUUGAGUCAGUGUCAAAAUUAUGUAUAAAUUUUAGUGGAUAUUCUGCGCAUAAUAUAAAUAAUUAUUCGCAAAAUAAUUCAAGUAAAUAAUUUGCAUAGAUUAUACUCUCCUGAAUUCAUUUCAAGUGUUACUCCAUAGAUUAUUAAUGAUCACAAAAAAUGACUGAAGAAAAAAGAUUAUUGUCGGAGAGGAGUGCAUGUUGUGAGAGUGAAAAUGAGAAGAGCUUGGAAGAAUUGAGGGAGGCUGCUAUUUUGAGCAAACUCGUCUACUUAAAUGACCCCAAAUACACCGAUGAUGAGUUGGAAAUAUUUUACAAAGUGGAGGAGCUACGACAAAAAGUGCUUGGUGAAUUGGAACAUGACAUUAGAACUGAUGAUGAUUUUCUCAUGAGGUUUCUCAGAUCCAAACACUAUGACGUUGAAGGUGCCUUCAAAAAGUUGAAGAACUACGACAGCUUUUACCGACGUCACUUGGGAUGGAAAGAGGUGCACGUGGACGUGACGAGUCACGUAUUUGGCGACGGCGUCGUGAAUGUGUUGGAGCAUCGUGACGCCCUCGGCAGACGCGUGCUUUGGUUCAGAUCCUGCAACUGGCUGCCACACCAAGUUUCUCCCGAUCAGCUACUCCAGGCAGGCGCAUUGAGUUCAGAGCUGACAUUCCUAGAGCCAAGCACGCAGCGCGCUGGCCUUGUCAUAAUCUACGACAUGAAAGACUUUGGAUUGUCACAUCUACGCUCUGUGACCCCCUCGUUCGCUCGUCGAAUGACAUUUUUCAUGUCGGAAUGUGUACCUCAGAAAAUUGAGUCUCUCCAUGUGAUCAAUGAGCCAACAACCUUCUCAGUUCUUUACUCGUUAUACAAGAGGUUUCUGGAUGACCGAGUGAAACAGAGGUUACACUUCCAUGGCGCCGACUUGUCCAGUCUCCACGAACAUGUACCAGUUGAUAUUCUGCCUGUAGAGCUGGGUGGUUCACAUAAUCAUGACCCAAAAAGAUGGUUGGCACUAACCGAAGUAAAAUCUGUUGUCAGAGAAUUGGAGCGCCUCAACUUCAGAAUUGUGUCAGAGAGUGUUGAAGAAGGAUGUGAAGCAGAAGAGGAGGAGGAGGAGGAGGAGGAGGAGGAAGCUGAUCUCUUUUUUAUAUAAAAUAAUGUAAAUAAUCUCCUAGUAUCCUUAGCUACUAAUAACAACAUUUUCUUACUGAAUGUAAACUUGAGUAUAUUGAUAAUUGAAUAAGUGAUUAAAAUAAUUUGAUAAAUUUAGUAUAAAUUUAUCAUAAAAUUAAAUAAAUAGAACUAAAUAUAUUUUGAUAAAUGGGCAUUUUCAUAUUCUUAUUCCUUAUGAAUUUCAAUUAAUUUUUAGUUUAAGAAAUUGAUUGAAUAAAUUGGAUGACUAAUAUUCUUGUGUAGUAUUUAUGUGAGAAAUGAAUUGACACAUUUUCAUGUUAGUAGAAUUAUUUUGAUAUUGUUUAAUCAGUUCAACCAUAAAUUAGAUAAUUGAAUGGAAUAAAAUUAUUUCAAGUAAAUUGAAAACGUUUGUAGGAGAGAAUAUAUUUUUUAGUUCCGAAUUUUCAAAAUUAAAGAAACUUGAAUGAAAUGCAA